Molecule: messenger RNA, 2354 nt
Organism: Ogataea polymorpha
Lineage: Eukaryota; Fungi; Ascomycota; Pichiomycetes; Pichiales; Pichiaceae
Exons: 1
Coding region: 49-1548 (499 amino acids)
Biological process (GO): plasma membrane lactate transport
Cellular component (GO): plasma membrane
Molecular function (GO): secondary active monocarboxylate transmembrane transporter activity
Source: RefSeq, a predicted model, not a curated record
AUAUAGAGCCGGUGUUUCGCAAAAUAGUUUGGCAACUUUUAUUUCAUAAUGAGUGAUCUGGAAUCGCUCUCUGUAAAGGAAGAUAACUACAAGGGAAUGGGUGUGGACGACGAGGUGAAGCGUAUCGACCUCUCGGCAAAAUCCAUUGCCAACUAUGCCAAGACAAGGUUCACCGACCUUGUCCCAUCGAAGGCGAUGAUGAAGGCCAACAAACACCUCUUGAACCCGCUGCCGGGUCUCAAACUCAUCCCUGCUAGACAGUGGGUUAUGUUUUUGUCUGCUUUUUUGGCCUGGACCUGGGACGCGUACGACUUUUUCUGUGUUUCCUUGAACGCUGCUAAACUUGCCACAUACUUUGACAAGACCGUGAAACAGAUUACGUGGGGGAUCACGCUCGUGCUCAUGCUGAGAUCCGUGGGGGGGAUUGUGUUCGGCUACCUCGGCGACAGAUACGGCAGAAAAUACCCGCUCUGUGUCAACAUCCUGCUCAUGGCCGCCAUCCAGUUCGGCACCUACGGAGUCAGCACCUACCAGCAGUUUCUUGGCGUGAGAGCCAUCUUUGGCAUCAUGCUGGGUGGAAUCUACGGAAACGCCGCUGCCACCGCGCUCGAUGACUGUCCAUCCGAGGCCCGAGGCUUUAUUUCCGGACUGUUGCAGCAGGGCUACACGUUCGGCUAUCUUCUGGCCGUGGUGUUCACCAGAGUGCUCGCAGACAACGUCGACAUGGGCUGGAAGUCGCUGUUUCUGCUGGGUGGCGCGGUUUCGGUGUGUCUGUUCGCUUUCAGAUUCUCGCUCCCAGACACCAAGGCGUUUGUGCGCCAGAGAGAAAUCGAGCAGUACAACAGAGAUUGUGGCAUUCCGCAGCCAACGUUCUCGCAAAAGGCCGCCGGCGCUCUCAAGAACUACUGGGCCAUGAUCAUCUAUCUUGUGCUGCUCAUGGCCGGCUUCAACUUCAUGUCCCACGGCUCCCAGGACCUGUAUCCUACGAUGCUGACGAAGCUGUACAACUAUUCUGACGACCGGUCCACUGUGACGAACUGCGUGGCCAACAUCGGCGCUUUUGUGGGCGGUAUUGUCGUCGGCCACUUCUCCAACUUCAUCGGCAGACGUCUCUCGAUCCUCAUCUGCUGCGUCUGCGGUGCCGCGCUGUUGUACCCGUGGGCGUUCAUCAAAGGCACUGGAAUCAACGCCGGGGCCUUUUUCCUGCAGUUUUGCGUCCAAGGCGCCUGGGGUGUCAUUCCAAUCCAUCUGUCGGAGCUUGCUCCGCCAGACUUCCGUUCGUUUGUUGUCGGUGUCGCUUAUCAGCUCGGUAACCUUGCGUCGUCGGCCUCGUCGACCAUCGAGACCACCAUGGGCGAGCAUUUCCCGAUCGACGGCCAGGACCCUUCGGAGGUGUUUGACUACGCUACCGUGAUGGUCAUUUUCGUCGGAGCUGUGUUCGCAUACGUGUUUUUGAUCACCCUGGUCGGUCCGGAGAACAAGAUGGUGUCGCUCACACAUAACAUCGAGGAGGAGGAGCAGGAUGUUGCCCACGAGAACCAGGUCUGAUCACGUCUGCGCGUGAACGGUAUUCGGUUAAUUUAAGAUAGCUUCUGCAUAAUCUGCGCACUGUUUGCUCAUGUGCGACGUGUCCUGGUGGCAUUGACAAAAGCUUAAUACUGUGCGUUGUAGCCAUUAUACUAGUUUAUGCUAUCGCUCAUUUGCAACCUUGAAAUGAUCGUUGCGCAACUUAUGGGCCUGUUCAAAGCUAGUCCCCAACUGGUGACAACGGAGAAGCUUACCGUCUUAUGACGGCUCAGACGCUUCAGCUGUCUGCCAAACUCAGCGGCUUUAUGGCGGACUGGGACCACGAAUGGACCUUCAGAUGCGACUGUCUGUAGAACGCCUUGCCACAGUCAGGAACAGACACGGAACUAAUGAGCCAUGCGACGUGAAACAACAAAAAUCUUUGGACCCCUGAAUCUACGUCUUUGGCUACUGCUCGCCCGUUGGCUUCCGUCUUGCACUCAAAAGCCGUCUCGACUGGGCUCUUCUUUGUAGGGAAGCACAGACAGAUAUCCAGCUUGGCUUGUUCUGGGACCCGAAGUUGGCUGUCCUGCAGAAAUCAGCACAUUUCACUUCUGGUGGACAGAGAUUGUGUCUUAUAGCCGAAGUCUAGCUGUUUAGAAAGCACUUGGUGAGCCAGCCGGAUAAUCGUCUGAAUUGUUUAUUUUUGGAUGAGUGGUGCUCGAACUAAAAAAAGUAUAUGGUGUAAUCAACCAUCGGCAGAGUACCACACUUAACUGCUGGACUCACAACUCGCGCAUGCUCUGGGCUCAACUCCGUAUAGUUGUCUGGCUGGUUGCUAAAAUAAU